This is a messenger RNA of Durusdinium trenchii, 1845 nucleotides long. Lineage: Eukaryota; Dinophyceae; Suessiales; Symbiodiniaceae. The record is from the annotation of a GenBank genome assembly.
AUGACAUGUGCAAAGAACCAUGUCUUGGAGAGCUUGGGCACCUCGAAGGACAAUGGUUGGGGCUGUGAUGGUCGGCUUCAGCCUGGUGGGUGUCGAAGUGGCUUGACGGGUUUUCAUCAAUCGCAGGGCCUACGGCGCUUUCGGUGUGAGGCCUGUGAUUUUGAUUUCUGUGAAGAGUGCUACUUGGAGCAACUGAACUCCAGACGCUGCACUAAAGGCCAUGUCCUUGUCUCUUUAGGGACCUCAUUAGACAAUGGCUGGUUCUGCGAUGCUACCAAAGAGGGCGGAUGCAGAAGCAAGGAGUGCGGCUUCAAAGACACGAAAGGUUUGCCACGCUUCAGAUGCGAGAGUUGUGACUAUGAUUUAUGCGAGCGGUGUUACACCAGCCCUGCAGCAGUGAAGGGCUGUGAGAAAGGCCAUAAGCUAAGAGGAUUGGGUUUGACCAGGGACAACGGUUGGUGUUGCGAUGGAAACAAGCUCUUUGGUGAGUGCAAGCGUGGCAUGAAAGGCUACAAGAAAUCCAAGGGCAUCUUCCGCUUUCGUUGCGAGGUUUGUGAUUUCGAUCUCUGUGACAAGUGCCAUGAAGCCCGACCUCCAUUGGAGUCCAAGGCAAUGGAACGACGAGAGGGACCUUUGAAGGCCACCAACAUGGAAGUGCACGCUUCGUUGAUCCCUGAGUACUGGGACAAGAGCAUUUUGGAAGAUAUUGAGAUGGGAAACGGCUUAAGUCCUACAGAAGAAGGAACUCUGAACAAGUUUGCAAAGAUUCCCCUCAAUGAGAAGGAAAUCGAUGCAAUUCAGAAACUAUUUGACUCCACACACAAGAAGGUCUACACCCGUGAUCGCAAGGGUGCAAAGGUCCCCGAUGGCUUCGAAGUGGUGCGCGUGGAUCGAAUCCAGAACCUGCAAAACUGGGCAGAGUUCCGGCUGAGGCAACAAGAGAUUCUGGAAGAGAUCGAGAAACUGAAGGAGAAAGGCGAGAAAGGUGUUUGUGCAAAUGGCCACGAGUUGGAACCCCUGGGCACCUCCGAAGACAAUGGCUGGGGAUGCGAUGCUCGCAGUGAUGGCGGCUGCCUCUCAGGAAUCACGGGCUUCCAUCAAACGAAGGGCAUGAACCGCUUUCGCUGCGAUCGCUGCGACUUCGACUACUGCGAGAAGUGCUACAUCUUGCGGACUGGAGCGAAGCUUUGCCUCAAGGGCCAUCCCUUGACUCCUCUAGGCACCACGAAGGAUAAUGGCUGGUUUUGUGACAACAAGCGUACCAAGCAAGGUUGCCUUCGUGACAGCAAGACCAAGGGGGUGGACCGAUAUCGCUGUGAGCAAUGUGACUAUGACUUGUGUGACUUGUGCUAUCAAAAGCACAUCGGCCACGUCUUGAACAACUUGAAGACUGAUCAAAUGGACAUGCAUUCCCAUGAAGAUGACAAAGACAGCAACACGGUUUGGCUCUUUCAUGGCACAUCCAGUGAAGCGGCUGAGCUCAUCACGCGCGGUGACUUUUUGGUGGACAAAGCCGGUUCGAACGCUGGGACCUUAUACGGUCGAGGCAUUUAUUUGGCGGAAAGUUGCAGCAAGUCCGACGAAUACUCCCGGGAGAAUUCCGAUGGACAUCGAUGUAUCCUUCUUUGCCGGGCCGUGCUGGGAAACAUUUUGUACAACGACGAUGUAAGUCCAAACCUGGACUGCUUAUUGCGGCAGAUCCGCGACAAGCAAUACCACAGUCUUCUAGGUGACCGUGAGAAGUGCCGAAGAACAUUUCGAGAAUUUGUGGUCUAUGAUGACGACCAGGUGUAUCCAGAGUUUGCUGUAUGGUACAAGCGCGUUUACCAGGAAGAGAAAAAGUAG